Molecule: messenger RNA, 1062 nt
Organism: Nematolebias whitei (Rio pearlfish)
Lineage: Eukaryota; Metazoa; Chordata; Actinopteri; Cyprinodontiformes; Rivulidae
Product: probable phospholipid-transporting ATPase IA
Biological process (GO): phospholipid translocation
Cellular component (GO): plasma membrane
Molecular function (GO): ATP binding; magnesium ion binding; ATPase-coupled intramembrane lipid carrier activity
Source: RefSeq, a predicted model, not a curated record
AUGACAGAGGGCGCACACACCCUGGCAGGUCCACCGCAAGUGCAGGAGGGCCACCACUGGAGGCGAGAGGCUGACAUCGGGUAUGACACUGACAUGCUGUAUGAGCCCACAAACACACCUGCGAUGGCCCGCACAUCCAAUCUGAAUGAAGAAUUAGGCCAGGUGAAGUACAUUUUCUCUGACAAGACGGGUACGUUGACCUGCAACGUGAUGCAGUUUAAGAAGUGCACCAUCGCUGGUGUGGCCUAUGGGCACAGCACACACUCAUCAGAAGAGGCUGGAUUUAAUGACCCGAGUUUACUGGAAAACCUCCAAAGUAAUCACCCCACAGCUGCUGUUAUCCUGGAGUUCAUGACCAUGAUGGCCAUCUGUCACACAGCAGUCCCAGAGUGCACGAACGGAAAAAUCACCUACCAAGCUGCAUCUCCAGAUGAAGGAGCUCUGGUGAGAGCAGCUCGAAACCUUGGCUUUGUAUUUUCUGGCCGAACUCCAGACAGCGUGAUUGUGGAAAUGCUCGAAACGGAGGAAAAGUACGAACUACUUCAUGUGCUGGAGUUCACAAGUGCGAGGAAGAGGAUGUCGGUCAUCAUGCGCACUCCAUCUGGGAAAAUCCGCCUCUACUGCAAAGGAGCUGACACAGUGAUCUACGACCGUCUGGCAGACAGCUCGAGGUACAAAGAGAUCACAUUAAAGCACUUGGAGCAGUUUGCUACUGAGGGGCUGCGUACUCUGUGCUUUGCGGUGGCAGACAUCAGCGAGUCGUCCUUUCAGCACUGGCAGGAGAUCCACCACAGAGCCAGCACCUCCCUUCAGAACCGAACCCUGAAACUGGAGGAAAGCUACGAACUGAUAGAAAAGAACCUGCAGCUCCUCGGGGCCACGGCGAUCGAGGACAAGCUCCAAGAUAAGGUGCCUGAAACCAUCGAGACUCUAAUGAAGGCUGACAUUAAGAUCUGGAUCCUAACUGGAGACAAACAGGAAACAGCCAUCAAUAUUGGACAUUCCUGCAAACUCCUAACAAAGAACAUGGGCAUGCUUGUGAUCAAUGAAGAUAGUCUGGAU